Molecule: messenger RNA, 2046 nt
Organism: Metarhizium brunneum ARSEF 3297
Lineage: Eukaryota; Fungi; Ascomycota; Sordariomycetes; Hypocreales; Clavicipitaceae
Source: RefSeq, a predicted model, not a curated record
AUGAUUGGAAGAACAGAGAAGACAGCAUCCCCUACGGUUCUAUUUAUAUCUGAGAACGAUCACUACCGGAAGGAGGCUCGGAAAGUCAUCAAGGAGAGUGGCAUACUUAAGCAGCACCCUGGAUUCAAGACUGCCCACAUAUCGAGAGAUCCCGGAUGGGGGGGACCGCUAGAACAGUUGGGGUUAUGCCAGGAAACAAAGGGGAGCAUCGAAAAUCCGACGGGCGGCCCAGAAACGCCAGUUUUCUACGAGUAUUCAAAACGCUUGCAUCCGACCAUGACCAUCUACGUCCGCCAUGGCUCGUCCACACGCGUCGCAACUGCGAAUGGCAUACGAUUACAUGGCCAUUUGUUUUACCUUGCACCCAGCCACGUCUUCUUCGACAGGCUCGAUAACUCGCAGACUUCCCAAGUGGACGAUGAUUUUGAGAUCGAUAGCGAAAGCGAAAGCGAAUAUGACGAUGCGGCAGAAGCUUCUAUUACAAGCAUGGGCAGUCAAAGCACAGAAGCUUUGUCUGAUCAAGAUGACUUAUCCGACGAUGAACUGCAUUCCAAAACGACCCUCGAUUCGCCCCAAUCAAGCAACAUCAUGGCCUCCUCCCCAGGGCCUAGGCGAUUGAGUAAAUCAUCAUUUGCCAAAGAGCAGAUCGCGCACCCUCCACGAGAAAUUACAACGCCGCCAUGGGCGUCCCUUAGACAGCUAGGCCUUCUAUUCGACUGGUGUGUAGACCAGGACUGGGCUCUUGUAAAAGUCAUUGAGGGCACAGAUCCAAAUAUUUCUGCAUUCCUCUCAUCAUUCGUAUUUAAUCCUCUUGAUCUUUCUGCAGCUCGAAUUGCAGUUCUCCCAAAGGAUGGCGCUAGAGUUAUUACACACACAGCCUCCGGCGGCCAAAUGACUGGCUCCAUACUUGGUAUGCCGUCGUACGCUCGUCUACCACGAGGCAAAUCGUUUCAAGAGGUAUUUGCAGUCCACCUCGAUGGACCUCUUGCGGACGGUGACUGUGGAUCGGCUAUUUUCGGAGCUGAUACUGGUGAACUCUUUGGUCAUAUAGUAGCAGGUUGUCGAAGCACCGGGUUCGCCUACGUAAUGGCUGCUCGCCACGUAUUUCCCAAGCUUGCGAAAUCUGCUCUACGCAUCAAGGACAUGGAAAGACGCCAUGAACGCUGUCUAAUAUCAUCCGACGACGAUGCAGCGAUCGAGUGGGACGAUAAAGAUCAGGAAAUAUUUGUUGUACCGCCCCGGAGCCAACACAAUACCAUGGUAACGCCCCUUACUUUUGGCCAUAAGAUGGCCGUUCCUGGGACUCUGGUUCCACGUCGCGUUGACCGACAAGACGUUCAGCAACCAGCGGAUCAUGCUGAAAGGGAUGGUGGCUCCUUUGAGUUAACCCAGGGAUUACACCUUGCCUCGCAGGCGCGCGCCCAAUCAACAUGGCAAGAACGAUUCCGUUCGUCGGCUUCUGACCAUUCAUCGGUACAUCCCAUGUAUACGGCUCAUCCGGCAAAGUAUGGUCCCAAGCCAGUGGGAAGUCAGAUUUCCAAGGUGUAUGAGCAUCGUCGGAUUCUCUUACCUUGCGAGUUCAGAAAAUUUUCUGGCUGCCAAAAACAAUUUGACCUCCACGAUAAAGACUCGUGGAUCGAUCAUAUAAUCGACGAGCAUCUACACGGGCGCUGUCCCCGCGUCAGCAUUUGCUGGUUCUGCGAUGAAAGUGUCUUUAGGUCCGGUUCAAAUCAAAAAGACGAGAAACUAGAAUCUUUUCGUCAGAGAAUGUAUCAUACUGCUACUCACUUCAAGGAAGGAAUGACGGCUGCGGACAUCCGGCCAGACUUUUACUUUCUUGACCAUUUACGUGAGAAUAAUUUAAUCGACGAAUCGACCUUCAGAAGCGCAAAGAAGCUAGGAGAGCUUCCAGGAGGAUACUCUACGCGACCGCCCGGAGGCAAUGAAACACAAAGUGAAGUGGUUGUGGAGAGUUCAAGGUCAUGGUGCAGGCGUCAAUCGAGAGAUUGUCAGCCCGGCUCGUCAACCAAACCAAAUUCAACUUGA